Messenger RNA from Ziziphus jujuba (common jujube), 1095 nucleotides. RefSeq names its product protein neprosin. The record is from RefSeq and is a predicted model, not a curated record. The transcript is spliced from 8 exons. Bases 1 to 1095 code for a protein of 364 amino acids. Lineage: Eukaryota; Viridiplantae; Streptophyta; Magnoliopsida; Rosales; Rhamnaceae.
AUGAGACAGCUCAGCUAUCCCAGAAUACAAGGAACAAGCAAGGUCAAUAAAAGUCACCGCACCAUUAAUCUUGAUGAUGAUCCUCACUUCAUAUCAAUCCUGCCAACCGAAGCUGAUGAAUUUGAUUGUGUUGAUAUAUAUAAGCAACCAGCCUUUGAUCAUCCUUUACUAAGGAACCACAAAAUUCAGUUAAAUCCAAAUUUCUCACACGAGUUGACAAAAAGCAGAGUAUCAUCCAGGAGUAGAUCUCCUAAUGAAGUUGAUCUACGAGGUAAAGGUUGUCCAUCAGGGAUGGUACCUAUUCCGAAGUCUAAACCUUUUUAUCGCCCAUUUACACAAGACUUCCCUGGUGAACAUUUUGCUACACUUGAUACGAACAAUAAUGCAACAUAUCAUGGAGCACAAGCAACGAUCAACAUAUACAAGCCACCUGUGACAGGGAAACAGUAUAGCAUGGCUCAAAUAUGGCUUCAAAGUGGACCUCCUAAUGAGCUUAAUAGCAUACAAGCUGGUUGGGCAGUAAAUCCAACAAUAUACGGUGACAAUCUCACAUAUAUGACUAUUCGAUGGACGACAGAUGGCUUUAAGAAUACUGGCUGUUACAACUUGUUGUGCCCGGGUUUUGUGCAAGUGCACCCGACAGUUAGACCUGGUCAAGUCUUCGUAAACAGUUCCAUUAUAGGAGGAAGCCAAUAUGGUUUUGAUCUUUCAAUCAUUCAGGAGCAAUCAAGUGGUAACUGGUGGUUAACAUCCGAAGGCUUUAGAGUGGGAUAUUGGCCAAAAGAGCUUUUCAAUCACUUGAACAAUGGUGCUGAUAAAGUUCGCUACGGUGGAACAACAAAAGCUUCAGCAGACGGGCUGAGUCCCCCAAUGGGGAGUGGUGAAUUUCCAACCAAUGACUACCAUUCUGUUUGCUUUUUGGCAUUUGUCAAAAUUGUGGAUUCCAACUUCAAAUUGAUUGAUAUAGUCGACAGUACCAUGAGUGGGACUACCGAUGUCACUACCUGCUAUGAUUUACACUAUUUUGGUUAUCAAGGUCGAAAAUUGGGACAAACUUUCAGUUUUGGGGGACCUGGUGGAGAAUGUGGUACUUAA